CAUUUGAUGAUAUUUUCGGCUGGAAAGGAGUGUUUGUUAGGAGAACCGUGAAAUACCUUUUAAUAAUUAAAAAAGUUGUGUUCUUUCUUUUGAUAAUAUAAAUGGCAAAAAUGGAGCAAGCUUUAAUUUUGGAUCCUCCUACUGAACUUCGUUUUAAAGCUCCCUUUACGGAUGUGACCACUUCAUUCUUAAGUUUGACUAAUCCCACUGAUAAACAAAUAUGUUUCAAAGUCAAGACUACUGCACCAAAAACUUAUUGUGUGAGACCAAACAGUGGAGUUGUAGCACCAAAAGAAACAAUUGUAGUUGCUGUUAUGUUGCAACCACUUGAUUUAGAAAAUGCUGACAGAAACAGGCACAAGUUCAUGGUACAAAGUAUGUUUGUACCAGAUGGUGAAUUUAAUCAGGAAACUGUGUGGCGGGAUGUUCCUCCAGAAGGUUUAAUGAAUUCUAAACUGAAAUGUGUAUUUGAUAUUCCUGCAGAUUCUACUCAAGUAUCUGCUGAAGUAGCAGAACAACCAAAAGUUGAACAAAAGACUACUCAUCAUGUUCAAGAAGUACCUGUAAAGUCUAGUGAAGUUGAAUCAGAAUCAAAGAAAUUGUAUGAAGAAAAUAAAAAACUUAAACAUGAAUUAUUUGAUCUUCGUCAAGAGAAUUCAUCUCUUAAGGAAGAAGGCUUAAGAUCAAGGGUGGCUCAUGAUACAAGAACCAGAGGGACUUCUGUGAAGCCAGCAGAAUCAGAAAUGCGUCACUCACCAUUUAAAAAGGAACAACCAAUGAUUUCUAAUACUCUAUUAGCAUUAGCCUUCUUCUUUUUUCUCUUUGGACUUUAUAUAGGAAAAAUUAUUUUGUGAACUUUCUUAUAACUUAAAUUCUGGCUACCUUCAUUAAAUUGAGAGUCAAAUGUAGCAAAAGAUGAACACAAAAACUUUCUUACUUAGUGUUUUAUUCAUUUUAUACAAUCUAACCGUUUGUGAUAAUUUUAUCUAACUUUUCAGUGUUGUUUCUGUUUCUUUAAGCGUAUAAUGUUAUACAAAAAAGAAAGAUGAACGCAAAUUCAGAAAUGGAUUAUUUUGCUUAUAUGUCAAAAAUUAAGCAGUACAUAUUUUAUUUUUUGGAGGUAAUAAAUAUUAUACAAAUUAAUAAUUUACUCCAAAUUACAUGAAGAGAUAUGAUACUGUGUUUUGGUAAUAUAUUGAAUGUAUGUUUUUCCGUAGAUGGUUUUUCUCCAAGUUAUAAAAGCAUAGUAGAGAAAAUGAGUUUCUUUCUCACUGUUUAAAUAUUAAUAGCUUUUAUGCAUGGAUAUUGCUAUGGAAAUUGCAUAACAUAUAAUAUGUAAAAUUUUUUAUUUCCAUAAAAUACAUUUUAAAAUACUUAAUUUUUUUUUUUUUUUUUUUUUUUUUUUUUUUCAUAUUCCAAUCUGUUCAUCAGAAUAUUUAUAUUCUUUUCUGUUGAAAAAAUAUUGAACAUUGAAAUCAGAGACUUGUAAUUGUUUAUUUAAAACAUAUAUGAAUGUGUAUUUGUUUUACAUAGAGAAAAUGUUACACAUGAGUAUGUCAGUGUUUUGCUGUUUUGUGUAAGUUUUCUUUUAAUAGCUAGAGAAACUACUUUUCUUUUUUUAGUAACUUGGUAACAUUCCAGUUGUAUCAUUGAAUGUAAAGAUGUGUAACUCAGUGUCUAAAAAUACAUGUUUUUAAUUUUAAUUUUUGAACUUUGUGUAUAUAUGGGUGGGUGUUUGUUUUCCAAAUGAGUUAUUAAAAUCCGUGAACUGAAACCAAUUGCUUUAUAAUCUGAAUAAAGUGCACCUGUAUUCUUUGA
Molecule: messenger RNA, 1818 nt
Organism: Stegodyphus dumicola
Lineage: Eukaryota; Metazoa; Arthropoda; Arachnida; Araneae; Eresidae
Product: vesicle-associated membrane protein-associated protein B-like
Biological process (GO): endoplasmic reticulum membrane organization
Cellular component (GO): endoplasmic reticulum membrane; plasma membrane
Molecular function (GO): FFAT motif binding
Source: RefSeq, a predicted model, not a curated record